Plasmodium coatneyi is the source of this 612-nucleotide messenger RNA. RefSeq names its product Nucleoside diphospahte hydrolase. Lineage: Eukaryota; Apicomplexa; Aconoidasida; Haemosporida; Plasmodiidae. Gene Ontology annotation, biological process: isopentenyl diphosphate biosynthetic process. Gene Ontology annotation, molecular function: isopentenyl-diphosphate delta-isomerase activity. The transcript is spliced from 3 exons. The record is from RefSeq and is a predicted model, not a curated record. Gene Ontology annotation, cellular component: cytoplasm. The coding region runs from base 1 to 612 and encodes 203 amino acids.
AUGACAACAGAAGAAAAUGCUAACGCGAAGGAUAUCAUUAACUCCAAUUUCGAGGACAAUAAAGAGGAGCAGGUGAUCAUUGUAAAUGAGAAUAAUGAGUUCCAAGAAUUGAAAACGAGAAAAAUUAUGAGGACGCAGAAUUUGUGGCACAGAGCUACAUCCGUUUUUGUUUUCACCAAAAUAGGUGAAGACUAUUUUAUUUAUGUACACAAAAGGUCUAAGAUAAAGGACUACUGCCCGUCAUACUAUUCCAUUGGUUUCGGUGGAGUCGUUUCAGAGGGUGAAGAUAUGCUCGGAAAUGCUGUAAAGGAGUUGGAGGAAGAAAGUGGGAUAGAGAAGUCCCCCGAACAGCUUUUCGAUUUGGGUGUGGUCAAAUGUGACACGGAAUGCUCCAGAUGCUUUAUUGGUUCCUACGUUGUCUUCAUCGACCCCGACUUCCAGACCACCCCCCAGCUGAAUGAAGUCGAAUUUAUCACCCGCAUUCCGCUGGACGAAUUUGACGAAUUCUUACAAAAGGAGAAGUUCACAGUUAUAAGCAAAACCGUGUAUAACCACCUCAAGCACAAAAUGACUAAAUCCGCCUUAGACGAGAUAUACAAGAAAAUCAACUAG